GGCUGGUUUCUUGAGGUAUACAUAUACCCGACACACCUUACAUCUCUGAUUUGGCUGCAUUUUGGAAUCAUCUGGGAAGUUUUAAACAAUACUGAUGUCUAGGUCCAACCUCCAGAGAUUAUGAUUUAAUUGGUAUGGGGUGGGGUUUUGCAGUUUUCAAACCACAAUAUCCAGCAAACUUUGAGAACCACUGCCCUACACAGCCCUCCUUCUUCCUUAUCUGGAGUCAGGGGCACCUUCAGCUUCUCCAAUCACCUGGCCAGUGGCUCUUGUUUCCAGUCCUGCAGUUCCAGGGUGGGUAGGCCUUCAGGCGGAGACCCAGGAAUCCAGCUCCAGACUCUGUCCCCGGCAGCCUCUUCAGUCCGGGACGGGACAGGAAGUGUCCGGCGGAGGUGGGGGUGGAGGUGAUUGGCAGUUGGAGUCUCCAAUGGGCCAGCAGCCCCCCUAUUUCACUCCUCUCCUUCCAUUGGCGUCUGGGCGGAGCCGCCCCCACUGCGGGGGCCCAGGGCGGGAGGGAGUAGAGGCCGGGGCAGAGGGCGAGGGCAGAGGGCGCUGGCGGCAGCGGCCGCGGAAGAUGAGCAGCGGCUGCUCAGGGCUGAGCAGGGUCCUGGUGGCCGUGGCUACAGCCCUGGUGUCUGCCUCCUCCUCCUGCCCCCAGGCCUGGGGCCCCCCAGGGGUCCAGUAUGGGCAGCCCGGCAGGUCCGUGAAGCUGUGUUGUCCUGGAGUGACUGCUGGGGACCCAGUGUCCUGGUUUCGGGACGGGGAGCCAAGGCUGCUCCAGGGACCUGACUCUGGGCUAGGGCAUGAACUGGUCCUGACCCAGGCAGACAGCACUGAUGAGGGCACCUACAUCUGCCAGACGCUGGAUGGUGCACUUGGGGGCACAGUGACCCUGCAGCUGGGCUACCCUCCAGCCCGCCCUGUUGUCUCCUGCCAAGCAGCUGACUAUGAGAACUUCUCUUGCACUUGGAGUCCCAGCCAGAUCAGCGGUUUACCCACCCGCUACCUCACCUCCUACAGGAAGAAGACAGUUCUAGGAGCUGAUAGCCAGAGGAGGAGUCCAUCCACAGGGCCCUGGCCAUGCCCACAGGAUCCCUUAGGUGCUGCCCGCUGUGUUGUCCACGGGGCUGAGUUCUGGAGCCAGUACCGGAUUAAUGUGACUGAGGUGAACCCACUGGGCGCCAGCACACGCCUGCUGGAUGUGAGCUUGCAGAGCAUCUUGCGCCCUGACCCACCCCAGGGCCUGCGGGUAGAGUCGGUACCAGGUUUCCCCCGACGCCUGCGAGCCAGCUGGACAUACCCUGCCUCCUGGCCGCGCCAGCCCCACUUCCUGCUCAAGUUCCGUUUGCAGUACCGUCCGGCACAGCAUCCAGCCUGGUCCACGGUGGAGCCAGCUGGACUGGAGGAGAUGAUCACAGAUGCUGUGGCUGGGCUGCCCCAUGCCGUACGAGUCAGUGCCCGGGACUUUCUGGAUGCUGGCACCUGGAGCACCUGGAGCCCGGAGGCCUGGGGAACUCCGAGCACUGGGACCGUACCAAAGGAGGUACCAGCUUGGGGUCAGCUACACAUGCAGCCAGAGGUGGAGCCUCAGGUGGACAGCCCUGCUCCUCCAAGCCCCUCCCUCCAACCACACCCUCGGCUACUUGAUCACAGGGACUCUGUGGAGCAGGUAGCUGUGCUGGCGUCUUUGGGAAUCCUUUCUUUCCUGGGACUGAUGGCUGGAGCCCUGGCACUGGGGCUCUGGCUGAGGAUGAGACGGGGCGGGAAGGAUGGAUCCCCAAAGCCUGGGUUCUUGGCCCCAAUGAUUCCAGUGGACAGGCGUCCAGGAGCUCCAAACCUAUAGAGGACCCAGGAGGGCUUCGGCAGAGUCCACCUAUAAUUCUGUCUUGCUGGUGUGGAUGGAUGGACAGUAGAUCCCUAUGGUUGGGUCUCAGCUGGAAGUUCUGUUUGGAGCCCAUUUCUGUGAGACCCUGUAUUUCAAAUUUGCCAGCUGAAAGGUGCCUGUACCUCUGAUUUCACCCCAGAGUUGGAGUUCUGCUCGAGGAAUGUGUGUAAUGUGUACAUCUGUGUCCAUGUGUGACCAUGUGUCUGUGAGGCAGGGAACAUAUAUUCUCUGCAUGCAUGUAUGCAGGUGCCUGGGGAGUGUGUGUGGGUCCUUGGCUCUUGGCCUUUCCCCUUGCAGGGGUUGCGCAGGUGUGAAUAAAGAGAAUAAGGAAGUUCUUGGAGAUU
Molecule: messenger RNA, 2229 nt
Organism: Mandrillus leucophaeus (drill)
Lineage: Eukaryota; Metazoa; Chordata; Mammalia; Primates; Cercopithecidae
Gene: IL11RA
Product: interleukin 11 receptor, alpha
Exons: 13
Coding region: 428-1843 (471 amino acids)
Cellular component (GO): membrane
Molecular function (GO): protein binding; cytokine receptor activity
Source: RefSeq, a predicted model, not a curated record